Messenger RNA from Salvia miltiorrhiza (redroot sage), 9533 nucleotides. Its product is annotated as BEACH domain-containing protein C2. The coding region runs from base 272 to 9139 and encodes 2955 amino acids. Gene Ontology annotation, molecular function: protein binding. Lineage: Eukaryota; Viridiplantae; Streptophyta; Magnoliopsida; Lamiales; Lamiaceae. The transcript is spliced from 32 exons. The record is from RefSeq and is a predicted model, not a curated record.
UAAUUUGGAGCAGAAAUAUUUAUUUGGGUGGCUCGGACUAUUAUCAUCCGCGCUCCGUUCGCCUCCUAUUUCGAUUCCUCUCUUCUCAUUCAUUUUCUCCGAAUUUCUUCAUCCGAUCACCGUAGCUUAUCCCAUAUUUAUGAAGGUUGAUUCAAUCAAAUCGCCGGAUUUGGUCGCGAUUCUUUUAUUAUAAGGUUUAUUACAAGCAAUUUCAUUUGAGGAAUCUACAAUAGUAAAUAUAUACAUAUAUAUGUUUAUAUAUUGUUAGAAAAUGGAAGAAGAGGAAACAAAAAACCAUAAAGAAAUUUCUGGUGAUGACUUUGUGCCACAAAAGGAAGGCACCAGUCUAGAUGAUAAUAUAGGAAUAUCUAAAGCUGCAGAUUUGGAAACAGAUGUUAGUCAUGCCGACAAUGUGGGUGGUGGUACAGAUUUAGAGGGAAUAAAUCCAGCCUCUCCUAUUUUAGACGAUGAUCUUUUUGAGCAUGUUCCGCUGAAAGAUAAGGAAAAAAUAGGUAUUGAAACAAAUCAGUCUCCAGGUCCUGAUGAUAUCAGACAUUCAUCUACUGGUAGUGAGGAAACAUUUGAAUUUUCCUUUCCAAAUGUUCCGUCAUCUGGUAUUGAUUCUCCACCGGAUGUAGGACUUGAUGGUCUCCGCUCAAGCUUUGGAGCUGAGAAUGAUUCCAACUAUGACAUCAAUGAGUCCCUGUCUUCAUCUAGUCUUGAUGCUUUGCAUUCGUAUGGAGAUUUUGGAUACUCUGCCGAUUCACCUCAAAAGCCAAAGUCCAAACAGUUUUCGCCUACUGGGUCUCCAGAGCUUUUGCAUUUAGUAGAUUCAGCAAUAAUGGGGAAGCCAGAAAGUUUGGAAAAGCUGAAGAAUGUUGUUAGUGGUCUUGAGAGGUUUGGAGGAAAUAAUGAUGCAGUUGCUAUGGCUUACUUAGUAGUUGAUUCACUUCUUGCUACCAUGGGAGGAGUUGAGUCUUUUGAAGAGAAUUUGGAUGAUAAUCCGCCCAGUGUGAUGCUGAACUCUAGGGCUGCAAUAGUGGCUGGUGAGCUCAUUCCCUGGCUUCCUGACAUGGGAGAUUUUGAUGGUUUCAUGUCUCCUAAGACUAAGAUGGCGAGAGGACUGCUAGCUAUCUUGCGUGCUUGCACUAGAAAUAGAGCAAUGUGCUCCAUGGCUGGUUUGUUGGGGGUAUUACUUCGGUCUGCUGAGAGGAUGUUUGUUCAGGAUAUCUGUUCGACAGAGAAAAUGAAAUGGGAUGGCACUCCUCUCUGCUACUGUAUUCAGUACUUAGCUGGGCAUUCGCUUAGUCCACGAGAUCUGCACUAUUGGCUUCAAGUAAUUAACAGAAUUCUCAGGACAGUCUGGGCAUCUCGUUUAAUGCACUCACUAGAGAAAGCAAUGGCUGAAAAAGAGGUCUUGGGUCCAGCAAUUACUUUUGAGUUUGAUGGUGAGAGUUCGGGUCUGCUGGGCCCAGGUGAAAGCAGGUGGCCUUUCACCAAUGGAUAUGCAUUUGCUACUUGGAUCUACAUUGAAUCGUUUGCUGACAACAUAAGUACAGCAACUACUGCAGCUGCAAUUGCAAUGGCUGCUGCUGCCACAUCCGGGAAGUCAUCCCCUAUGUCAGCUGCUGCAGCUGCUAGUGCACUAGCUGGUGAAGGCACAGCACACAUGCCUCGUCUAUUCAGUUUCCUAUCUGCUGACAAUCAAGGGAUGGAAGCAUAUUUUCAUGCUCAAUUUCUGGUUGUUGAAUGUGGAAGUGGGAAGGGAAGGAAAGCUUCACUGCAUUUUACUCAUGCUUUCAAGCCGCAGUGCUGGUAUUUUAUUGGCCUUGAACAUACUGUCAAACAGGGUCUCCUCGGUAAAGCAGAAAGUGAGCUGAGGCUGUACAUUGAUGGUUCCUUGUAUGAAAGUCGUCCGUUUGAUUUGCCAAGAAUUUCGAAGCCUCUUGCAUUUUGCUGCAUUGGCACAAAUCCUCCUCCAACUAUGGCUGGAUUACAACGCCGUCGCCGCCAGUGUCCUUUGUUUGCUGAGAUGGGACCUGUAUAUAUAUUUAAGGAACCGAUUGGGCCAGAAAGGAUGGCACUUUUGGCUUAUAGAGGAGGCGAUGUGCUGCCUUCAUUUGGAACUGCUGCUGGAUCCCCAUGGCUGGCAACAACCAAUCAUGUCCAUAAUAUGGCACGGGACAGUGCACUUCUAGAUGCUGAAAUUGCUGGAUGUCUUCAUCUGCUAUACCAUCCUAAUUUGCUCAGUGGCCGUUUCUGUCCGGAUGCUUCUCCUUCUGGUGCAGCAGGUACCCUCCGGAGGCCGGCAGAGGUUCUUGGUCAAGUGCAUGUUGCUACAAGAAUGCGGCCAACAGAAGCUUUAUGGGCCUUAGCUCAUGGAGGCCCCAUCUUCUUGCUGCCUUUGGUAGUUGGCAGUGUGCAUGAGCAUAGCCUUCAGCCACGGAAAAGUGACCUUUCUUUGUCCUUAGCCACAACUGCCCUUGCAGCUCCUGUAUUCAGAAUCAUAUCUUUGGCUAUUAGGCACCCUGGAAACAAUGAAGAGUUUUGUCGAAGAAGAGGCCCUGAAAUACUAUCGCGAAUUUUGAAUUAUCUCCUCCAAACUUUAUCUUCACUUAAAUGUGCAAAGCGUGAUGGUCACGAGGAACUCGUUGCUGCUAUUGUCUCCUUAUGCCAGUCCCAGAAGUUCAAUCAUGCGCUUAAAGUGCAGCUCUUUAGUACGCUGCUUCUUGAUCUGAAAAUUUGGAGAUUAUGCAGCUAUGGACUGCAAAAAAAGCUUUUAUCAUCACUUGCAGACAUGGUUUUCACUGAGUCAGCGGUGAUGCGAGAUGCUAAUGCUAUCCAGAUGCUCCUAGAUGGUUGCAGACGAUGCUAUUGGACUGUCCGUGAAACUGACUCUGUUAAUACAUUUUAUAUGAGUGAGGAUGCUCGUCUUGUUGGCGAAGUGAAUGCAUUAGUAGAUGAACUUUUAGUGGUUAUUGAGCUAUUAGUAUUGGCGGCUCCACCGUCCUUGGCUGCAGACGACAUCCGCUGUUUGUUGGGUUUCAUGGUUGACUGUCCCCAAUCAAAUCAGGUUGCUAGGGUGCUGCAUUUGAUCUACCGGCUUGUGGUUCAACCAAACACAUCCCGGGCUCAAAGCUUUGCUGAGGCAUUUAUAUCAUGUGGUGGCAUGGAGACCCUUCUUGUUCUGUUGCAGCGUGAAACGAAAUCUGGAGACCGUGAUGUCUCACAAUUGUUGGCAGAACAUGAUAAGGGUUUAUCAUCAGCCAAAACAGAUGAAGAUAAUAAUCAAGGUGAUGAGAAAUCUUUGGAGAGAAAAGAUUUGAGUUUACAGGAGAAUGCUUCUGAACUCGAGAAUUUUGAUGGUCCUACAGUAUCUAACACUGAGAGGGUAUCGUCCAUCUCUGGAAAUCCAUUACCUAGAAACUUGGGUGGUAUAAGUUACUUAAUAAGUGCUGAAAAUGCAAGGAAUAAUGUGUAUAAUGCUGACAAAAGUGACGGUAUAAUCGUACGGAUUAUUAAUCUCUUGGGUGCUUUGGUAAUAUCUGGACAUUUGAAAUUCGAUUCACCUGCUCCUUUGGAUGUGACAAGCAACCUUCUUGGUUUGCUUGAGGCAGGAGGUACCAUGUUUGACGACAAGGUUUCUCUUCUUCUUUUUGGUUUACAAAAGGCUUUCCAAGCUGCACCUAACCGGCUUUUGACUUGCAACGCGUACAAGGCUUUAUUGGCUGCCUCAAUAAAUGUGUCUUCAACAGAGGAUGGCCUUAACUUCCAUGAUCCAGGUCACCGCUUUGAGCACUUGCAGAUCUUGUUGGUUCUUCUUCGUUCUCUUCCAUAUGCAUCGACAGCAUUGCAAAGUCGAGCACUUCAGGAUCUUCUGAUUUUGGCUUGCGGUCAUCCAGAAAAUAGAAGCAGCCUAACAAGCAUGGAAGAAUGGCCAGAGUGGAUCUUGGAGAUUCUCAUAUCAAAUCAUGAGAAAGGUGGAAGUAAAAACGGAAAUCUUUCCAGCUUGAGGGAUGUAGAAGACUUCAUACAUAAUUUCUUGAUAAUAUUAUUAGAACAUUCAAUGCGCCAGAAGGAUGGAUGGAAGGAUAUUGAAGCUACAAUUCAUUGUGCAGAAUGGCUGUGUAUGGUGGGUGGUUCUAGCACUGGAGAUCUAAGGAUCAGACGGGAAGAAUCAUUGCCCAUCUUCAAAAGAAGGCUUCUAGGUAGCUUGUUGGACUUUGCUGCUAGAGAAUUACAGAAUCAGACUCAAGUUAUUGCUGCAGCGGCUGCUGGUGUGGCAGCAGGAGGAUUGACACCUAAGGCUGCAAAGAUUGAAGCAGAGAAUGCUGCUCAGCUUUCUGUUGCUUUGGUUGAGAAUGCAAUUGUGAUCUUGAUGCUUGUCGAGGACCAUUUACGGUUGCAAAGCAAACUGUACAGUGCUUCAUCUACUUCUGCAACUCCACUUUCAAGUGUAUUUAAUCUGGGUGGUCGCUCGUCAACUGCAACACGUGGAGAAACUUCAGAUCCGACGGCAUCUCAAAAUUCAUCAACUACUGAUUCUGGACGACCCUCUCUCAAUGUUCUUGCUCCGAUGGCGGAUGGUAAUGGGCAAAUUUCACCAGCUGUAAUGGAACGAUUGACGGCUGCAGUGGCAGCAGAACCUUAUAAUUCAGUUUCCUCUGCUUUUGUGUCAUAUGGGAGCUGUGUCCUAGAUUUGGCAGAAGGAUGGAAAUACAGAAGUCGGUUGUGGUAUGGUGUUGGACUUCCUCCGGCAACAUCUGAAUUUGGUGGAGGUGGCAGUGGUUGGGAGUCCUGGAAAUCGGCGUUAGAGAAGGAUGCUAAUGGAAACUGGAUUGAACUUCCACUAAUAAAGAAGUCAGUUGCAAUGCUUCAAGCUUUGCUGUUAGAUGAGUCUGGACUUGGUGGUGGUCUGGGUAUUGGUGGAGGAUCUGGUACUGGAAUGGGAGGCAUGGCAGCUCUUUACCAUUUAUUGGAUAGUGACCAACCCUUCUUUUGUAUGCUUCGGAUGGUGCUUGCUUCAUUAAGGGAAGAUGAUGAUGGUGAAGAUCACAUGCUAAUGAGGCAUGUCAGUACUGAAGACAGGUCAAUGGAGGGUUUCCAUCGAAAAACUACCAGCACCGUGUCGUUUGAGACAAACACUAGAAUGCCAAGUAGGAAACCACGAUCAGCUUUGCUUUGGAGCGUGUUGUCUCCAAUCUUGAACAUGCCAAUAUCUGAGAUGAAGAGGCAGCGAGUGCUGGUUACAUCUUGUGUCCUAUAUUCAGAGGUGUGGCAUGCAAUUGGAAAGGACCGAAGUCCUCUACGUAAACAAUAUCUGGAGGGCAUCCUACCUCCUUUUGUUGCUGUAUUAAGAAGGUGGCGGCCUCUUUUGGCAGGAAUUCAUGAACUUGCUACUGCAGAUGGUGCUAAUCCCCUUGUUCUUGAUGAUCGUGCUCUGGCAGCAGAUGCUCUACCUAUUGAGGCUGCUCUUGCUAUGCUAUCUCCUAGUUGGGCUGCUUCUUUUGCCUCACCCCCCGCUGCUAUGGCAUUAUCAAUGAUUGCUGCCGGUGCUGCUGGUGGAGAAACCACUGCUCCUCCAACUGCCUCACAUCUUCGGCGUGACUCAUCAUUGCUUGAGCGGAAAACGAAUAAGCUUCAUACUUUUUCAAGUUUCCAGAAACCGCUGGAGACACUUAGCAAAUCUCAGCCUAUUCCAAAGGACAAAGCUGCUGCAAAAGCAGCUGCGUUGGCUGCUGCCAGAGACCUCCAGCGUAAUUCAAAAAUUGGAUCAGGACGAGGUCUCAGUGCUGUGGCAAUGGCUACAUCUGCGCAGCGUCGGAGUAAAAGUGAUUCUGAACGAGUGAAAAGAUGGAAUGUUUCUGAAGCCAUGGGAACUGCCUGGAUGGAAUGCUUACAAUCAGUGGAUUCAAAAUCUGUAUAUGGGAAGGACUUGAAUGCUCUUUCCUACAAGUAUAUUGCUGUUCUCGUUGGAAGUUUAGCUUUGGCUAGAAACAUGCAGCGAUCUGAGGUUGACAGAAGGUCACAAGCUGAUAUAAUAUCUCAGCACCGGUUAUUUAUUGGAAUACGUGAAUGGCGCAAGCUUAUCCACUGCUUGAUAGAGAUGAAAUGUCUCUUUGGUCCAUUUAGUGACGAUUUAUGCAAACCUAAGCAUGUUUUCUGGAAGCUAGAUUUCAUGGAAACUUCUUCGAGAAUGAGAAGAAUUUUGCGGAGGAACUAUCAAGGCUCAGAUCACCAUGGUGCUGCUGCAAAUUAUGAAGACCAUAUGGAGCAGAAACAGGAAAAACCUGAAGCUGCAAGUCCAUCUAAUGCUUCUAUCCUGGCCGUAGAAGCCAUUUCAUCUGAUUUGGGAAAUGAGGAGGAUGAGCAGGACAUGGCCUAUUUGGAUGCUAGAGCAAGUGGUGAACUGCCUGCUGAUAUUCAGAGAAUAUCAUCUGGAGGCGGUGAGCAUUCACUGAAGUCAGGGGAGUCUUUGGAAGUACCAGUUACUGAUAGCCUAGACUCAGAACCUGUUCCAGCAUUGGUUGCCCCUGGCUAUGUCCCAUUUGAGCAUAAUGAAAGGAUUGUUCUUGAGCUUCCAUCAUCAAUGGUUCGUCCAUUAAAGGUCCUAAAAGGCACUUUUCAAAUAACGACCAGGAGAAUCAAUUUUAUUAUUGAUCGCAUGGACAGUAGUGCUAUGACAGAUGCGGACAGCAAAGGUUAUAAUGAAGUUCAAGAAAAGGAUCGAAGCUGGUUGAUAUCGUCACUUCACCAAGUAUACAGCAGAAGAUAUCUGUUGAGAAGAAGUGCACUUGAGCUGUUCAUGGUUGACAGGUCAAAUUACUUUUUUGAUUUUGGGAGCACUGAGGGACGCAGAAAUGCGUAUCGGGCUAUUGUCCAAGCCCGUCCUCCUCAUUUGAACAAUAUCUACCUAGCUACUCAGAGACCUGAACAGCUUCUAAGGAGAACUCAACUGAUGGAGCGCUGGGCUAGGUGGGAGAUCAGCAAUUUUGAAUACUUGAUGCAGCUUAAUACAUUGGCUGGGCGCAGCUAUAAUGAUAUUACACAGUAUCCUGUAUUCCCGUGGAUUCUUUCUGAUUACAGCUCACAGAACUUAGAUCUUUCAAAUCCUUCUUCUUUCAGAGACCUCUCAAAGCCAAUUGGUGCCCUGAAUUCUGAGAGAUUACAUAAAUUCCAAGAGAGAUACUCCAGCUUUGAGGAUCCAGUCAUUCCCAGAUUCCAUUAUGGCUCACAUUAUUCAACAGCUGGAACAGUAUUGUAUUACCUCACUAGAAUAGAACCUUUUACAACCCUUUCUAUUCAACUUCAAGGCGGCAAGUUUGAUCAUGCUGACAGAAUGUUCUCAGACAUUGCUGCAACUUGGAAUGGAGUUCUUGAGGACAUGAGUGACGUAAAGGAAUUGGUUCCGGAGCUAUUUUAUCUUCCAGAGGUUCUAACCAAUGAAAACUCAAUUGACUUUGGUACAACACAACUUGGCGAAAAGCUUGGCCCAGUUCGGCUUCCCCCUUGGGCCGAAAAUCCAGUUGACUUUGUCCAUAAACAUCGAAUGGCACUUGAGAGUGAGCAUGUCUCAGAACAUUUGCAUGAAUGGAUUGAUCUCAUAUUUGGGUGCAAGCAACGUGGAAAAGAAGCUAUACAGGCAAAUAAUGUUUUCUUUUAUAUUACAUAUGAAGGAACUGUAGACAUUGAUAAGAUAUCGGACCCAGUACAACAGCGUGCUACCCAAGAUCAGAUUGCUUACUUUGGCCAAACCCCUUCACAACUUCUGACAGUGCCUCACAUGAAAAGGAUGCAGCUGGCAGAUGUCCUUCAGAUGCAGACCAUUUUCAGGAAUCCCUCAGAGCUUAAGCCUUACAUGGUUCCCUUUCCUGAACGCUGCAAUCUGCCUGCUGCCGCCAUUCAUGCAUCUUCCGACUCUCUUAUAAUUGUUGACACCAAUGCUCCAGCGGCACAUAUAGCACAACAUAAGUGGCAACCAAACACACCUGAUGGCCAGGGGACACCUUUCCUUCUUCAGCAUGGAAAGCCUGGUACAGGUGCUGCUGGUGGAACUUUUAUGCGAAUGUUCAAAACCCCAACUCCAUCUGAGUCGGAAGAGUGGAAUUUUCCUCAAGCACUAGCAUUUCCAAGUUCUGGAAUCCAAAGCACAAGGAUAGUUUCGAUUACUUGUGACAGAGAAAUUAUCACUGGUGGGCAUGUGGAUAACAGCAUAAGGCUGGUUUCAGCUGAUGGAGCAAGAACAUUGGAAAUGGCUAGAGGACAUUAUGCCCCAGUAACGUGCUUGGCUAUGUCUCAUGAUAGCAACUAUCUUGUGUCCGGAUCUCGGGAUGCAACAGUUCUACUAUGGAGAAUACAUCGGUCAACAAUUUCACACUCUGGCAGCUUGCCAGAGCUUUCAGGUAAUCCUAGCACACCUAGAUCCCCAAGCAGUGCAAGGAGAUCUAACUUGGCAGACAAGUCUACGAGACACCGGAUAGAGGGUCCCAUACAUGUCCUUCGAGGUCAUCUAGGGGAAAUAGCAUGCUGCUCCGUCAGUUCAGAUCUUGGGAUUGUUGCUUCCUGCUCCAAUUCUUCUGAUAUCUUGAUUCAUUCUAUAAGGCAAGGUCGGCUGCUUAGAAGGCUUCCUGGCAUAGAUGCUCAUUCUGUGUGCCUAUCAUCUGAUGGAAUCAUAAUAACCUGGAACAAGAAUCUGUGUAAUAUCAGCACUUACACUCUUAAUGGAGUUCUGGUUGCUACGAAACAACUUCCAGUUUCAUCAAUAGUUACUUGCAUAGAGGUCUCUAUUGAUGGUCGUAGUGCUUUGGUUGGACUAAACCCUUCUCUGGAAAAUGAUGGAGGCUCUGAGUACAGUCCGCGGCUAAAUGCAGAUCAUGAAUCAAAUGAAGGAAAUAGACGGGAGCUACCUUCUAUCUGCUUCUUUGAUCUCUACACUUUGAAGAUCUUUCAUAAGCUAGAACUUGCAGAAGGACAAGAUAUUAUCUGUAUUGCUCUGAACCAGGAUAAUACAAAUCUGUUGGUUUCUACAGUAGAUAAACAGUUGAUAAUAUUCACAGAUCCUUCUUUGAGUUUGAAAGUUGUCGAUCAUAUGCUCAAACUGGGUUGGGAAGGUGACGGAUUAUCUCCCUUUAUGAAGUAAAAUGUCUAAGCUGAUCGAUAUUACCUUUGGGAAGACUUGAUAUGCCAUCAAUGGGUGGCUGGUGCUCCCCAUCGAGACAUGAAAGGGACCUCUAUACCACGUGGUGAAGUCGUUCGAUGUUUCUUAAAUAGUUGUACUUGUAAUACCACCAAGUUGGCAAGUUUUGUUGCAUGAAAGGCCUCAUAUGGAUUUCUUCAUGAUGUAUAUCUUUGCCCUUUUUACCGAUAUUAUUGUGUACAAAAGAGUGUAUUUUUUGUCUCUCACUAUAUAAUUGUUGUGUAAAGAAUUUUGUGUUCCGUUGAGGCCGCUCUUGCCACUAAAUAUGUAUAAACAAGUCAGGAUAUUGUAUUUUACUAUAAGAGCAAUGUAAAUUUCUGCGGAUUCUUUUUCGUAA